AUGGCGGGGGGUGGUAAUAAUAUGAACAAUUCAAUGAAAAACGUUGGGGGCGUGAGUGUUCCAACUGGGUUUGGUAAUUCAAGCGCAUCAGCUCCUCAAUCUAUGGCACCACCUAUGAACCAUUCGCACCACCCACAACCUCAAAGUCAUGAUGGUGGUGAAGCCCAUUUUUCCGGUCACUUUCAGCUGUCUGAGCCGCAGGCUCAGGCGCUAGCUCAAGCACAAUACGUUCAAGCUCAAGCUCAGGCUCAAGCUCGAGCUGCCCAUGCCCGAUUUCAAGCUCAGUUACAAGCUCAAGCUCAAGCCCAAUCGCUUUCCCAGAAGCCAAAUCCAAUGGUAGGGAUUAAUAGCAACAGUAACAUCGGUGUCUCAUCUCCAUCACUCAUAACACCCAUGAAUGCAAAAAGAUCGGGUCAAAAACCAUCUUCUAGACCUCCAAGUUCCUCUGGUGCUGCUAGUGGUUCACCUUUAAAAACCAUGGAACUCACCCCUGCAGCCCGGAGAAGAAAAAGUGGUCCACCGGAAAAGCAGAUUCCGGACAAAGUAGCCGCCCUUUUACCGGAAUCCGCUCUUUACACUCAAUUGUUGGAAUUCGAGGGUCGUGUGGAUUCCGCCCUUGCAAGAAAAAAAGUUGACAUUCAAGAAUCCAUCAAGAACCCUCCUCGCAUCCAAAAAAUGCUCAGGAUUUACAUCUUCAACACAUUCACAAACCAAACAAAUUCAGGAAUCCAUAAAGAAAACACCGAGCCUCCAUCAUGGUCUCUCAAGAUUCUUGGGAGAUUACUAGAAAACGGAACAGAAACCUCAAAUAAUCCAAAGUUUUCAUCUUUUUUCAAGAAAAUCACUAUUUACUUAGACCAAAAUCUCUACCCGGAUAACCAUGUAAUCUUGUGGGAAAGUUCUAGAUCUUUGGCACUUAAUGAGGGUUUUGAGGUGAAAAGAAAAGGAGAUAAAGAGUUCACUGCUAUAAUUCGAUUAGAAAUGAAUUACACCCCUGAAAAAUUCAAACUUUCACCUGCUUUAAGCGAAGUGCUUGGACUCGAGGUGGAGACCCGCCCUCGAAUUAUAGCCGCCAUCUGGCAAUAUGUGAAAAUGAAAAAACUUCAAAUCCCAACUGAUACUUCCUUCUUUACAUGUGAUCCACCUCUUAGAAAACUAUUUGGAGAAGAUAAAGUGAAAUUUGCAUUGGUUUCUCAAAAGAUUUCACAGCAUUUAUCCCCACCACAGCCUAUACAUUUGGAGCAUAAAAUCAAGCUUUCUGGGGAGAAUCCGGUUGGGAAUACGUGUUAUGAUGUUCUUGUGGAUGUCCCGUUUUCAUUGGAUAAAGAUAUGUCAAAUUUCUUGGAGAAUUUGGAGAAACAUAGGGAGAUUGAUGCUUGUGAUGAAGCGAUUUGUUCUGCAAUCAAGAAAAUUCAUGAACAUAGGCGAAGAAGGGCUUUCUUUUUAGGGUUUAGUCAAUCACCAAGUGAGUUCAUUAAUGCAUUUAUUGCAUCACAGAGUAAGGAUUUGAAAACUGCUGCUGGUGAUGCCACUCGUAUUGCUGAGAAAGAGCAUCGUUCUGAAUUUUAUAAUCAACCAUGGGUGGAAGAUGCUGUAAUUCGUUACUUGAACAGAAAACCUACUGCAGGAAGUGAUGCACCCUGAAGCACAUAUUGCAAAUUAUUUCCAUGGUGGGGUUGAGGGCAAUCUUGGGUUUAUGGUAAUAUGCUAUCAAUGAAAAGCAGGCGUUUUUAUGAGUUCCCAUCUGUUGGUUUCUUUCAACAUGCCCCCCUUUGAUGAUAUGAUGCAAGAAAAUGACAUAAAUAGCCUUCAAUUACAGAACCCAGAAAAUGCCCCAUUGAAGAGUUUGUUGAUCAAUUGAUGUGCUCCCUUUUAGUCAAUAAUUCAUGUUGGUAGUUUUGAUUAGGAUUGAUGAUGUUUUGUUUAUGUUUUUGAUAAUUUGCUAUAAUAGUGUGUAACUUCCCUUGUCUUUAGCAACAGAUAGUUGUUUUAGUUGGGAUUAGCAGUAUAGCAUGUUGUAGUAUGAAAAUUUAGUUCGAUUGUAUGAUCCAUAUUGGGUUUUAAACACCAAGUUUUAUUUAAGAUGGAACUACUUAUA
This is a messenger RNA of Lactuca virosa, 2098 nucleotides long. The record is from the annotation of a GenBank genome assembly. NCBI's taxonomy places the organism in Eukaryota, Viridiplantae, Streptophyta, Magnoliopsida, Asterales, Asteraceae.